Molecule: messenger RNA, 1221 nt
Organism: Rhinocladiella mackenziei CBS 650.93
Lineage: Eukaryota; Fungi; Ascomycota; Eurotiomycetes; Chaetothyriales; Herpotrichiellaceae
Product: ketol-acid reductoisomerase, mitochondrial
Exons: 5
Coding region: 1-1221 (406 amino acids)
Biological process (GO): L-valine biosynthetic process
Cellular component (GO): mitochondrion
Molecular function (GO): ketol-acid reductoisomerase activity
Source: RefSeq, a predicted model, not a curated record
AUGGCCUCGAAGAACUUUGUCAGGACGCUGCGCACCGCUUCGAAGCAAAAAAUCAGUGCACCCUCUCUUCAGAAACGUUCAGUUGUGUCUGCUCUUGCAACCAGACCAGUCGUCGCAGCAACUCGGCGCACUGCAUUCACGGCUCCCUCUCAGCAGCAGCAAACAAGAGGUGUCAAGACAAUCGACUUCGCUGGCACCAAAGAAACCGUCUACGCAGAACGAGAGGAUUGGCCUCGAGAGAAACUUCUUGAUUACUUCAAGAAUGAUACCCUUGCUCUCAUCGGAUACGGUUCACAGGGCCACGGUCAAGGUCUCAACCUUCGUGACAAUGGCUUGAAUGUCAUCAUUGGUGUCCGGAAGAACGGCGCCUCUUGGAAAGAAGCAGAACAAGAUGGUUGGAUUCCUGGGAAAACCCUAUUCGAGGUGGAUGAAGCUAUCGCUCGAGGUUCCAUCAUCAUGAACUUGCUCAGUGAUGCGGCUCAGAGUGAGACCUGGCCAGCAAUCAAACCUCAAUUGACAAAGGGCAAGACUCUUUACUUCUCCCAUGGAUUCUCUCCGGUCUUCAAAGACUUGACGAAGGUGGAUGUCCCCAAAGACAUUGAUGUCAUCCUCGUUGCCCCCAAAGGUUCAGGUCGAACUGUCCGGUCCCUAUUCCGUGAGGGUCGCGGUAUCAACUCGUCGAUCGCCGUUUACCAAGAUGUCACUGGAAAAGCUGAAGAGAAGGCUAUCGCUUUGGGUGUCGCUGUGGGAAGUGGAUACCUCUACAAGACCACCUUCGAGAAGGAAGUCUACUCUGACCUCUAUGGUGAGAGAGGAUGCUUGAUGGGCGGUAUUCACGGUAUGUUUCUCGCUCAAUAUGAGGUUCUCCGAGAACGUGGCCAUUCCCCAUCGGAGGCUUUCAACGAAACCGUCGAAGAAGCCACCCAGUCCCUCUACCCCCUCAUUGGUGCCAAUGGUAUGGAUUGGAUGUAUGCUGCUUGCUCCACCACUGCUCGUCGUGGUGCCAUCGACUGGUCCAGCAAAUUCAAAGAUACCCUCAAACCUGUUUUCAACGAGCUCUACGACAGCGUGAAAGAUGGCAAAGAAACCAAGCGCAGCUUGGAAUACAACAGUCAACCUGAUUACAGAGAGAAGUAUGAGAAGGAGAUGGAGGAUAUCCGCAACUUGGAAAUCUGGCGUGCCGGCAAGGCUGUUCGUUCUCUGCGACCCGAGAACCAGUAA